Haplochromis burtoni (Burton's mouthbrooder) is the source of this 2564-nucleotide messenger RNA. It is a transcript of the gene vps45, whose product is annotated as vacuolar protein sorting 45 homolog. The record is from RefSeq and is a predicted model, not a curated record. Gene Ontology annotation, cellular component: Golgi membrane. The transcript is spliced from 15 exons. Gene Ontology annotation, biological process: intracellular protein transport; vesicle-mediated transport. Lineage: Eukaryota; Metazoa; Chordata; Actinopteri; Cichliformes; Cichlidae. Bases 154 to 1866 code for a protein of 570 amino acids.
GAGUGCGUGCGGCACGUGACGUCAGGGACCCGGAAGGAAGUUUGCUCCAGUGUUGUUAUAGCAGCUCCGCAGGUAAAGAGACGAAAAAACCCUCUCUGCAGCCGCUGCUCUUUGUUUAUUUGUUUUUGUUUGUGGUCUCUGAGUGUCGCCAUCAUGAAUGUGACGCUCGCGGUGAAGCAGUACAUCUCCAAGAUGAUCGAGAUCAGCGGGCCCGGGAUGAAGGUGCUGCUCAUGGACAAGGAGACGACCAGUAUAGUGAGCGUGGUGUACACUCAGUCUGAGAUCCUGCAGAAGGAGGUUUACCUGUUUGAGCGGAUUGACUCUCAGAACAGGGAUAACAUGAAGCACCUUAAAGCCAUCUGCUUCUUGCGGCCCACCAAGGAGAAUGUGGAGCACCUGAUCCAGGAGCUGAGGAGGCCCAAGUACAGCGUCUACUUCAUCUACUUUAGCAACGUGAUCAGUAAGAGUGAGAUCAAGGCCUUGGCUGAGGCUGAUGAACAGGAAGUGGUGGCUGAAGUCCAGGAGUUCUACGGAGACUUCAUCGCUGUGAAUCCUCACCUGUUCUCUCUGAACCUGCAGGGAGUCACUCGGGGGCGGAGCUGGGAACCCUCUAUGUUGGCACGCUGCACUCAGGGACUGACCUCCGUCCUGCUUGCUCUGAAGAAAUGUCCGAUGAUCCGCUACCAGUUGUCCUCAGACAUGUCCAAGCGGCUCGCGGAGAGCGUCAAGCAAAUCAUCACGAAGGAGUACGAGCUGUUUGACUUCAGGAAGACUGAAGUUCCUCCUCUGCUGCUUAUCCUGGACCGCAGCGACGAUGCCAUCACGCCGUUGCUCAAUCAGUGGACAUACCAGGCGAUGGUCCACGAGCUGCUUGGCCUCAACAACAACAGGAUCGACCUGUCCAGAGUGCCCGGGAUCAGCAAAGACCUGAGAGAGGUGGUCCUGUCAGCUGAGAAUGACGAGUUCUACGCCAACAACCUGUACCUGAACUUUGGAGAGAUUGGCACCAACAUAAAGAACCUGAUGGAGGAUUUCCAAAAGAAAAAGCCAAAAGGACAACAGAAGCUGGAGUCCAUCUCAGACAUGAAGGCAUUUGUAGAUAACUACCCCCAGUUUAAGAAGAUGUCGGGGACCGUGUCCAAACAUGUGACGGUGGUGGGCGAGCUGUCCCGACUAGUGUCGGAGCGGCAGCUGAUGGAGGUGUCGGAGGUGGAGCAGGAGUUGGCCUGUCAGAAUGACCACUCGAGCGCUCAGCAGAAUGUGCGGCGACUGCUGCAAAAUCCACGCGUGUCUGAGCUGGACGCCGUGCGCCUCGUCAUGCUCUACGCUCUGAGGUACGAGCGCCACAGCAGCAGCAUCCUGUCAUCUCUGAUGGACGAGCUGAGCAGAAGAGGAGUGUCUGAGCGUCACCGCAGGAUGGUUCAGGCUGCGGUGGAGUACGGUGGGAAGAGAAUCAGAGGAAGUGACCUCAUCACACCCACAGACGCGGUCUCCAUCACCAAACAGUUUUUCAAAGGACUAAAGGGUGUGGAGAACGUGUACACUCAGCAUCAGCCUCUGCUUCACGACACGCUGGACCAGAUGAUCAAAGGGCGACUCAAGGACAGCCAGUUUCCUUACCUGGGAGCGAGCAGCCUCAGAGACAGGCCUCAGGACAUCCUGGUGUUUAUGAUCGGAGGGGCCACGUAUGAAGAAGCUCUGACUGUUUACAAUCUGAACCGCAGCACACCUGGAGUCCGGAUCGUGCUGGGAGGAAGCAACAUCCACAACACCAAGAGUUUUCUGGAGGAAGUGAUGUCGGCGACAGGUCCCAGCAGCAGCAGCAGCCGAGCACACGGAGGUGGUUUCCAUAGCAGCAGGCGCUAAGCACAGAGACUCGCUCUUCUUCCUCUCCUCCAGCUCUUGUGUGAUGAGCAGCAUCGUCCCCUUCGUCUGUUUGUUUGAAACAUCAUCAGACCGUCCCUGUGACAUUAGAAACACCUCUGAUCAAUAACUGUAACUGACAGCAGAGCCGCUGCACAGCACGGCUCAGACUGGACUCCGCUUUAGUGUAGAUAUUGUCUUUUAAAAUGAAAAGAUUUCAAAGGUUUUCCUCUUCCUGUGUGUUAAAAUACAGAAUCCAGGACGUCUGGCUUGUCCUCAGCCUCACACUGUUACUGAAACGACCUGUGGGCCACCACUGUGGCCCCUCGGAGCCACUGACAGCAGGCAAAAUGACAUAAAAAUGAGAGGCAGCAAUUCAUAUAACAGACUACAAGCUAUCGUCUGACCUGGACUAACAUCGCUGGUCUGCAGCCGGCUGUGAGACGAGUGCUCAGAGACUCAGCAAACGUCACACAUUCACUUACAGCUUUGCUCUCAUACAGUGUUUCACCUUCAAAAGCCCUGAUCGUAGCCCCACUGCUUACCUUUGCUGUAAAUAUCAGACGAACCUCAUUGGACCAUCAGUCAGUAACGCUGCUGCUGGACUUACAUUUUGUGGAACGUCCCUUUAAAGUGUCUGUGUGGCUGACUGUGGUUGUUUCAAGUUUCAAAGCACUAAUAAAUAAAAAUGUUCACACAAA